Messenger RNA from Thamnophis elegans (Western terrestrial garter snake), 4630 nucleotides. It is a transcript of the gene SIX5, whose product is annotated as SIX homeobox 5. Gene Ontology annotation, cellular component: transcription regulator complex; nucleus. The record is from RefSeq and is a predicted model, not a curated record. Lineage: Eukaryota; Metazoa; Chordata; Lepidosauria; Squamata; Natricidae. The transcript has 3 exons. The coding region runs from base 31 to 2766 and encodes 911 amino acids. Gene Ontology annotation, biological process: regulation of transcription by RNA polymerase II. Gene Ontology annotation, molecular function: RNA polymerase II cis-regulatory region sequence-specific DNA binding; DNA-binding transcription factor activity, RNA polymerase II-specific.
AGGGGGGGGGGCGGACUCCCGCGCCCGAACAUGGCCUCCUUCCCCGCCGAGCCUCCCGGCCGCGGCCCACCCGCCGCCCCGCCGCCCGCGGCCAGCGCCGGAGCAGAGCCGCACAAACUUUUGCCAACUUCGUCGCCCGCCCCGUCCCGCGCGGAGCCCGCCGCGGCUCCUCCCGCAGCAACAGCAGCAGCGGCGGCGGCGGCUUCUCCUCCUCCUCCUGCUGCUGCUGCGGCGGCCCCGGCCGCUCCCGCUACUCCGGCCGCCGGCCUGCCGCGCUUCUCGGCCGAGCAGGUCUCGUGCGUGUGCGAGGCGCUGCUGCAGGCGGGCGACCCGGGCCGGCUGGGCCGCUUCCUGGGCUCGCUGCCGGCCGAGGAGGCGUCGCGGCUGGAGGCGUCGGGCGGCGGCGAGAGCCUGGCCAAGGCGCGGGCGCUGCUCGCCUUCGAGCGGGGCGACUUCGCGGAGCUGUACCGGCUGGUGCAGAGCCGGCCCUUCGGGGCGCCCCACCACCCUUUCCUGCAGGACCUCUACCUGCGGGCGCGCUACCGGGAGGCGGAGGCGGCGCGGGGCCGGGCGCUGGGCGCCGUCGACAAGUACCGGCUGCGCAAGAAGUUCCCGCUGCCGGCCACCAUCUGGGACGGCGAGGAGACGGUCUACUGCUUCAAGCGCCGCUCCCGGGCCGCCCUGCGCGACUCCUACGGCCGCAGCCGAUACCCGAGCCCCGAGCAGAAGCGCCGCCUGGCCCGCGACACCGGCCUCUCCCUCACCCAGGUCAGCAACUGGUUCAAGAACCGGCGGCAGCGCGACCGGGGAGGCGGCGGCGGCGGAGCGGCCGGAGGAGCCGCGGGAGGAGGAGGAGGAGGAGGAGGAGGCACGCCCAGCAAGAGUGAAUCGGAUGGCAACCUCAGCACCGAGGACGAAUCUAGCCGCGGUCCAGAAGAAACCGAAGCCGUGCGGGCCCUGUCCGCCAGCCACGAGGGACUCGCGGGCCCCGGCAGCCUCUUCCUCCCCGGCGCCUGCACCAGCGCCUCGUCCAUCCUCCUGAACGGGAACUUCAUCACGGCCAGCUCUCCCCCGGCCGUGCUCCUCAACGGGGGCUCCGUCAUCCAGACCCCCGCCGGAGGGGUCAUCCUGAACGGGCUGACGCUGGGAGACAACCAAACCAUCACCCUCAGCCCCGUAGCCGCUCCCAGCCCGCCCAUCCUCCUGAACGGCUCCGCCAGCCUGCUGAGCCCUAGGACCCCCAAGGCGGAGGAGAUGGGCAAAGCUCCCCUGGAGACCCUCUCCCCAGCCACGGUCAUCCUCAACCCGGCGGCUCUCCAGGGAGAGGUGAAGUCGGAGAGCAUGGACCCGCUGGCGUUCGGGGUGGAAAUGAAGCCGGAGUCUGCUGGACAGGGGGCAGUUCUCCCUCCCCUCCUGUCUCUCCCGGAGGCCUCCCCGCUCCUCUCCGAGCACAAGGGGGCGCUGUUGGCUGCGGUGCCCAUGCCCCAAGUGGUCCCUUCCAAUGAGGAAAGCCCCACAAUCCCCCUGUUGCCCGUAGCCCCUCAACCGGCAGCGCCCCAAAGUCCGCAGAUUGUGCCUCUUGCUAAACUGGUCCCUGUCGGUCAAGCUCUGCCCACUUCCCAGGGAACAGGGCCAGUGGGGGGUGGGCCCACAGGGGCGGCAUCUCCUGCCAUCUCUGCCGCCCCUGUCCUCUCUGUCCCUGGGUCCUCCGCAGGCCAGGCCACGGUCCUCCACGUUUCUGCCCCCUCGCUUCUCCCGCUCAGCCAGGUCUCGCCCCCUUCCCAGGUGGUCCCUCUGUCCCAGACGGUUCCCGGGGCCCAGCUGCUGUCCCCACCUCAGAUGGUCCCCGUGUCUCCCACUCAGAUCUACACCAUGUCCCACGGGGCUCCGGCCCCUCAGCUAGUCUCCAUCCCUCAGGUGGCGCAGGGCUCCCAGCUCAUCUCCUUGCCCCAAGUGGUGCCCACCUCUCAGGUGGUGACUCUGCAGCCAGGCGUGGGCAGCCCCAUCCAGAUCCUGACAAGCGCCGCCCCUAUCAAGGUGGGCCCUGUGGCCGGGGCCCCACAAGGCACGGGAGUCGCCGGAGGCCUCGCCCAGAACAACGUCCAUCUCCUCAACACUGGCGUUGGCGUCACCGCUCUGCAGCUUCCAGGCACAGCACAAGGUAACCUCGUGCUGGCCAACCCGGCCACCGGCAACAGCACCAUCGUCACCGGCAUGGCCGUCCAGCAGGGCAAGCUCAACCUCACCGCCACCUUCCCGGCUAGCGUGCUGAUGACCCUGGUGCUCUCCGCUCCGGCCGCCUCGACCUUGACUCUUCCCAUCAAGCAGGAGGUGGCAAUGGCCACGCCGGCAGCUCUGGGAGCCCCUGAAGGCAACAGUGGGUUGCUUGUGGGAGUCCCCUCGGUGCUGCCUGCGGACGCCUCUCCUCUUCCAUCCUCCGACAGUGCCGCCAGCGUGGCCUUCAGAGCAGACGCCGCCCCAGGUACUCUCCUUUCCAGCUUCUCCCAGCCGGAGAGCCUCUCCAUGUCUCAGCCGCAGGUCGUGUGGUCCAACCCGGUGAGCAUGGCCCUGCAGGGGAGCAACUCCGGGGGCCUCUUUGAGGUGGAGAAGGGGUCCAUGGAGGAGCUGCGGCUGCCCGAGGGUGAGGGUCUUUUGCUGGCUGCUGCUGCUGGGGGGGACCCGCUGGGCCCCGAAGCUCUGGACUCGGAUGAAAAAGUGCUGACUCAGCUGCAGUCGGUCCCGGUGGAAGAGUCUCUGGACCUGUAAGACACUUGGUGAGUUGUCACCUUCCAGACAACCUUCGAACUGAGAAUUCGGACCUCCUGAUCUUUCCCAGAGUAACCGAGUUUGGGAGCCCUCAAAGUGCCUCGAUCAGAGAAGACGCUUCCCUGCCCAUUUUUGCGGUCCCAUCUUUGCACAGGAACGUUGUCUCCCCCUACAAGGGUUCUCCGCCCGACCCUUCAUGUUGACCAUAACAAACCACUACUGGUGCGGCCAACCAGGGAGUCCCUGGGUGGUUGUCAGAAUAGCAAACACUACAAUCCUGGGAGUUUUUUGACUUUCAACCAGUCGUUGAAGGGGCACGGAAAGUUAUGACGGACUUUUGAAAAGCUACAUAUGACCUCUCCUCAAAGUUGUGACCAUGGUGUUGCCCCUUCCUUGGGGAGGGGGGUGUCAUGUGAUCACAUUCCGGGUACCUAACAAUCAGCUCACAUUUACAACUGGUUGCAGGGGCCUGCAGUCUUGUGAUCGCAAUUUGCUGAAUUUUUUUUUGUAAGUUUCCAAUCGUGUUUUUCACGAUUCCACCGUUUCGGAUGGGAAUGUCCACCCAGAGGAAAAUGGAUUUGCUUAAUGCCCACGUGUUUUGCUUAACAACUGUGCUGACUCACUUUACAGCUGUUGUAAAAAAAAAAGGGCCUUAAAAUCAAGUCCAGUCACGCGGGGCCUUGAUUUACGACCGCAACUACAAUUGCAAUUCCAGUUGCAAUUGUGGUGCUACCUAAAUCAAGAAAUGCUUCAUCCAGCAAAGGAAGAGCUGCUUCCAUUCCCCGUUGUGAAGGUCACAAGACAUUUCCUUCCGUGUCCUUCCUUUCUACUAGACACGGCUCUCUGUUUCCAAAGUCACACUACAUCUUGGGCAGCUGAGAAGGUCUCCACUCAAUCCAGGGAAAUUUUAUGAUAUAAAGAAACAUUUCCUGUCCUCUCAUCCAUGGUGCUAGGGAUGAUCCAAAAUCCCCAAAUUGGAGAGGCAGGGAAAUUAUCCAAUUUCCAUGCUUUCAUUCUCGGAGGCCUUGUCAUCCCUCAAGAAGGUCCCCUCUGGAAGUAUGAAGAUAGUGAAGGGGCGCAUCUGGAGCCUCCCGAUGGAUAAGUUGGAGAAGGCCGUUCUGGGCGAUGGGCGUGCAAUCCUAGUUCGAAUAACCCCGUUCCGAAAUAGAUCUCGUCCUUCAGAGAAGAAAAGGGCAGCUUGGAUGUGUCUCCCGACGUGCCUAGUUGGUGGAACAGAUGUUUUGAAUCUGAAGAUAAGAGUACUAAGAAAACGUCAGGCUAACCAUGACCAUCCUAUCCAUGGACGAUGCAAAAAUGGUGUGGAUUCUGCACAGGUUGGUCCGACGGUUAAAUGGUACCUAGAUUCUACAUACAGAACGAGCUUCUUAAGCCACGAGGAUGCUGAGCUCCUCUAGAACAUCUUUGUAUUUUUGGACCGAGAGCCAAAGGCAGCUGUCCGCCAUAGUUACUUUCACCUGCGAUGGGUGGAACGGCUUGGGAGAGAUGGAAAUAAUUCUGCGUUAUUGCCAAAUGGAGUUCCUCCCCAAGCAAUCCUCCCCGAAAUGGAUGGCUUCUCUCUUUUGAACACGUUGAAAUCCUAAAGCCAGUGCUGGAAAAAAAUAUAUGCAUAAAAUCUGUUUCCAAAAGACAGUCCUUCUAAAAACACAAUUCCCCACACUUUGUGUAAGUUAGAUGCAAUUCUGCUGCCUGCAUGUUUGAGUUUUUAUGUGGAUAUAAGGAGGUGGGGAAAGUACCAUUUUAUUCACACUACAUUCAUACAACCUUUAGGAAAUUGAGUAACUUGUGAGAAUGGAUUUUUUAGGAACCGAAAGUAUGCCAGUCAUGAAAUGAAGUUGAGAUUUAC